This is a messenger RNA of Rotaria sp. Silwood1, 831 nucleotides long. The record is from the annotation of a GenBank genome assembly. NCBI's taxonomy places the organism in Eukaryota, Metazoa, Rotifera, Eurotatoria, Philodinida, Philodinidae.
AUGUAUACUACUAAUAAAAUAUCACAAUUUCGUAUAGGUACACUUAAUGUUCAUUUCUUUACUGAUUCACAAGGACAAUCUAAUGUUUAUCGUCUUGCUCAAAUCAUAAAACCAAUGUCAUUUGAUCUACUUGCCAUUCAAGAAGCACUUAAUACUGAUCAACCGUCAGGUGUUGUCUCUGACAGAUAUUAUCAUUUUCAAUUACUUUCCGAUUUACUUCAGUUACCUUACACUGCAUUUUGUCAUACUUCACAAGGAUUUGGUAAUGCUAUUCUUUCACGAUUUCCACUAAACAAUAGCUUCAAUUAUAAUACAGAAAAAGUUGAAAAUCACUAUAUACGUGGAAUGCUAGCAGUACAAGUUAAUCAUGAGUUCUUCAAUGAUAAUGAUGCUACAUUUUAUGUUACUCAUUUAGAUCAACUUAGCGAACAAGUACGUUUACUACAGAUGAAACAAUUAGAAGAACAUGUACAAGUCUCAGGUCUACAACUGCUUGUAGGUGAUUUUAAUUCAUUGACAUUUGACGAUUAUUCUAAUGAUUAUUUUAAUGUUAACAUUCAUGAUGUACGACAACAAAAUUCAUGGGAAGAUCCAUUCAAUCUAGUAACAGAUCUAAUGAAAACAAAUGGAUAUCAUGAUUGUUGGCGAGAAAUGAAUAAAGAAGCUAUAAAUGAUCAAGCUAGUACAUGUAUAUACAAGACACGAAUUGAUUAUAUUUGGAGACGAGGAGAACUGAAGAAUGGAUGGGAAAUGAAUGAAUGUAGAAUUUUUUCAAGUGAAAAUGCAACUGAUCACAAUGGUGUCUUGGUUAAUUUUACAAAAACUAGCUAA